Motacilla alba alba is the source of this 743-nucleotide messenger RNA. RefSeq names its product NADH:ubiquinone oxidoreductase subunit A13 (gene NDUFA13). Lineage: Eukaryota; Metazoa; Chordata; Aves; Passeriformes; Motacillidae. The transcript is spliced from 5 exons. The record is from RefSeq and is a predicted model, not a curated record. Bases 65 to 499 code for a protein of 144 amino acids.
GUUUCCCGCGCGCGGGAACGGGCGGGCAGGCGGCGCGCGGCAGUGACGUCACGGGAGCGCCGCGAUGGCGGCGCCGAAGGUGAAGCAGGACAUGGCCCCGCCGGGCGGGUACGGCCCCAUCGACUACAAGCGGCACCUCCCGCGCCGCGGCCUCUCAGGGUACAGCCUGUUCGCGCUCGGCAUCGGGAGCCUCCUGCUCGGCUACUACACCCUCGUCAAGUGGAACCGCGAGCGCAGGCGGCUGCUGAUCGAGGAGCUGGAGGCUCGCAUCGCGCUGAUGCCGCUGCUGCAGGCGGAGUCCGACCGCAGGAUGCUGCGGAUGCUGCGGGAGAACCUGGAGGAGGAGGCCAAGAUCAUGCGGGACGUGCCGGGCUGGAAGGUGGGCGAGUCGCGGUUCCACACGGAGCGCUGGGUGCCCCCCACGCUGGAGGAGCUCUACUUCCUGCGGCCCCCGGCCGAGCUGGACCGCGAGAAGUUCGGCCUGCAGAACUACGUCUGAGACCCCAAACCCGACCCCAAACCCGACCCCAACCCUAAACCCAAACCCUAAACCCAAACCCGACCCCAAACCCGGCCCUGACCCCAAACCCGGCCCUGACCCCAAAGCUGCCUCUCCCGGCCUCUCCCGGCUCCUUUCCGGAGCUUUCCCCUUUUCCUGUCCCUCUCCGGGCUGUUUGCCCCCUGCCGAGCUUCUUCUGACGCCUGCUCAUUAAUAAUUAAUAAAUGAAUAAUUAAUAAAUAAA